Molecule: messenger RNA, 4975 nt
Organism: Cyprinodon tularosa
Lineage: Eukaryota; Metazoa; Chordata; Actinopteri; Cyprinodontiformes; Cyprinodontidae
Product: rab11 family-interacting protein 4B-like
Exons: 13
Coding region: 220-1890 (556 amino acids)
Biological process (GO): regulation of cytokinesis; endocytic recycling
Cellular component (GO): midbody; cleavage furrow; endocytic vesicle
Source: RefSeq, a predicted model, not a curated record
CUCAACUGCAGCCGGCGAACCAGUCAGCGGCGGAGAGGAAGUGUCUGAUAGGUGCAGAGAGGGUUCGGUCUGUGUGUGAGAGACUGAGAAAGGCAGCUGUAUUACAUCCAGGACGGUACCACUACCGGGGACCCAGUCUGUGGAUUAUCCCUCGCCUGUGAAGGAACACCUGUGUGUGGAGAGAGAGCCGGACUGAACCCUGGAGAGCAGGGCGGGUGGAUGACUUCUGUGGAUGCGGGUCUGAGCGGUGGAGAAAGGGAGGCUGCUGAACAUGGGCCCCCCCCUGUAGUCACCGGGGCUGACAAGGAGGGGCAGGUCUUCCCGGUCAUCAUGUGCACUCGGACCUCUCCUGACCCCGUCCCAGAAUGCCAGUUGUUCUCUGAAGAGGUGGAAGAGACUGUGGAGGGGGUAGCAGAAGAGGGCAAAGAGAGGGAGUCAGACAGAGACAGUGCUGUGGAAAACUCCCAAGGCUCUGACGCUUUCGAAGGUCUCAACAGACUCGUAGACAAGGAAGACGCACUGGGAGAUCUCUUUUUCUCUGGGGAGAAGUGUGCUCAGGCUAGUAUCUCUGUAACCUCUGACCUCUCCACACGUUCCUCGGCUUCACUGAACGAAGAGCAGUUUGAGGACUACGGAGAGGGGGAAGAACCAGAAUACACUGCCAGCAGCCCUUCUCCAGACGACGACGCUCGAACUAACGGCUACUCCGACCUCGGCUCAUCUGUGCCCUCAAGCGCUGGUCAGACGCCCCGCAAAGUGCGUCAUCAGUUUGCAGGUGAGCUCAUGGACGUCUACUGUUCUCAGUGCAGCAAGAAGGUCAACCUGCUCAAUGACCUGGAGGCUCGCCUCAAAAACCUCAGGGCUAACAGUCCCAGCAGGAAAAUCUCCAGCACUGCCUUUGGAAGGCAGCUGCUCCAUAACAGCAACCUAAGCAGCCGUAACGGCAGCACGGAAGACCUUUUCAGAGAUAGCAUUGACUCCUGUGAUGUCGACAUCAACGAAAAGGUGAGUUCUCUUGAGAAGAAGGUCGCCGAACUUGAGAAUGAGAUUCUGAUGAAUAGCGACCUGAAGUCCAGACUGAAGCAGGAGAACACACAACUAGUACACAGGGUAAAUGAGCUAGAAGAGCAGCUGAAGGACCAAGAGACUCGUUCUGAGCAAAAUACCCAGGAGGAGUUAAGAAGACACAGAGAGGCCUACAGCAAAAUGGAAAGAGACAAGAACACCCAGAUAGAGCUACUGACCAGUCGUAUCAAGCAUCUGGAAGAGGAGAACAGUGACAUGUCUCUUACUUUGUGUCGACUCAAGUCACAGACAGAGAGACUUGAUGAGGAGAAGCAAAGGAUGACAGACAAGCUAGAGGAUACCAGUCUGCGGCUGAAGGAUGAAAUGGACCUUUACAGGAAAAUGAUGGACAAACUGAGGCAAAACAGGGAGCAGUUCCAGAAAGAGAAAGACGCCAUGCAGGAGUUAAUAGAGGACCUGCGUCGAGAGCUGGAGCUCUUGCAGCUCUACAAGCUAGAGGCAGAGAAGCCCGGUCGAAGCCGCAGCUCCUCAUCUGGACUGGCAGACUUUAACUGCAGGUCCAGAGAGGUGGAGCUGGAACAUGAGGUCAAGAGACUGAAGCAGGAAACCCAGAAGCUGAGGGAGCAAAAUGAAGACCUGAACGGCCAGAUCCUCAGCCUCAGCCUGUACGAAGCCAAGAACCUGUUUGCCACACAAACCAAGGCUCAGUCUCUAGCUGCUGAGAUAGACAACGCCUCCAGAGAUCAGUUAAUGGAAGCCCUGAAGGAGCAGGAGGACAUCAACAUAUGUCUGCGGCAGUACAUGGACAAGAUCAUUCUGUCCAUCCUGGACCACAACCCCUCCAUUCUGGAGAUAAAGAACUAGCAGACGCUUGAGACGGAUGAAAAUCCAUCACUCUGAAUCUGAGAUAGUUCCAGCUAUCUGCUCCGGGCAUCGCUACAGGAAGAAAAAAAGAUAACUGAACUCCUGUAACUGGACCUGCUUUGCCAGCUGCUGUUUGCUCAGAAGACUUUCUCUCCCCAUAGACUGAAAUUCAGAGCUAAAUUCCAGGGAUUCUUCCCAGGGAGCGAAUGCUAAACAACAGACGGUUAUGCAAAUGUGACGAUUUGUGUCAUACUGCACUGUUUUCUUACUCUGCUGCUUUGUUCAGUUGUUGUUGUCACAACUUUUGUUUUUUGGUAAUUUUGCAAGCUGGUAGCUUCUAACCAGGAAUAACCUGCUUUUAGGAUUGACUCAAUCAGGCAGGGGAGCACACUGGAGUUAAUCUGAAGAUACUAGAAAAGCCUAACAAAAUCUCCCCGUCGUGGGAUAAUUGCUGUAUUACUGACAGAUGGUGGGUCAGAUUUCAAAAAGCAAAUAGUGGCAAUAAGACGGCUACCCUGAGUGAGACGGACAUGAAGGCAGCCUCGUUGUUGCCUGACCUGUGUAUAAGAGAUAACUGCACAAAAUAAAAAAAUUUGGUCAAGCAUGUAUUAUAAAAAGAUUAAGAAAUGAGGAAAAAAGGGCUAAAAGAAAGGAAAGAAUGACUGUUAUUGUAAGUUAAUACAAAUAAUGUUGAAAGGGUUGGAAAGUUUGGUCUCCACAUACUGCAAAAAAAAAAAGUAUUUUUGUGAAAUCAGUGAAAGGUACUGAAGAUUAUUUAAAAAAAAGAAAGUUUUUUUAAUCUUACCACGUCUUCCAUAACUAAAGAAAAACUUUGCAUCCAUGUCAAUCAGAAUAACGGACCUUAGUUGGCUCAGAGGUGUUUGGUUGAUUGAUGGAAGAUGCAGCCAAGGAAUGUCUCUGAACUGUAGAGUUCUGGGAACUGGGAAACAAAAAUAAAGAUUCCCACCUGGUACCCAAGCAAUGUUGCACAGGAAAGUUUUGAUAUGAAUGUCGGGAUGUGUGAUGGAGUUAAGUCCAAACGAUUGAUUUACAAACCAGACAUGAGCAUGCACAGCAGACUGGAUCAGCAAUCUCAUUACCAACUUUCUAGCUACAGAUUUUACAUAACGCCCUAAUUUACUCCGUGCAACUAAUAAACUGAUGUAAAUAUAAUGAAUGUAGGACUUAAUGUUUCACUUCCUGUGUGGCCAAAAGGGCAUUCGUAAUGUAAUUCUCUUUCAUUGGUUAGGACAUGUUUUAACACCUAUGUACAGUGUUUGGUACUGUAUCAAGGAGUGAUUUAAAGGGAUAGCUUCUAACUUUUGAAAUGAGAUUCCUGGGAAUAUUCUACAGGCGGCUUAUCUUUCAGCUGCAGCUCUUCCUCCUCCAGACUGAUCACACCCGGAGACUAGUGCUAACAGCUUUACUCCAGCGUUGUGCAGUUGCUAUUUUACAAACCUUUUUUGUUUAAAAUGUUUAUCUUGGGCAUUUUUGUUUUUUUUUGUUUAGCUUGAAAACUGAGAAAGAAUCCAGCACCACUGGGACCUUAUUGUGUGAAACACAGACUGAGAACAAAAUGUGUACACUAAUGCAUUUCUACUCUGACUAAAUUACUAACUGAAAAGAAAAGUGGUAAAAAAAAAAAACGAUUGUUUAGGUGAGCCUAUUUUAUCUAUAUUUUAAUAACCGUACUGUGCUUUAAUUGUUCAAUUCCAAGUAUGUGUUUCACACUGAAAAUUCAUCAAUGCUGCACAGGCCUUUACUUAAAACAAAGGUAACAAACCGUUUAAAGGUUUAUAAAAGCAUUAUCACAAAUCGAUUUUAAGAUUUUGGUUCUAUUUAAAAGGUUGCUGAAAUCUAACCUGAGCAGCCAGACUGAUUUAAGACGUUCACAGCAUAUUAGUCUGGAAGGGAUUGAGGAGAGCUGAAUUUUAAAGUUGGGAAUCAGUUUUAUAACCAAUCAGAUAAAAAUGGAUGUGAUGCUAAAAAGAAAUAUAAAAAAAAGAAAGAAAUGCUCUUAAAGGUUUUGAAAUUUUAAGGGCAUUGCCCCAUUGCAGCUGCGAUCUUAACUGUUAUGGUUACAGAAAAGAACUGUUGCAUUAUGGGCCUGCCGUCUGCGCUCUGAUUGGUCUGGUCUGGUCUGUCAGUAUUGAGUUACCCCAGACUGACUUACGCAGUCUGGCUGACCAGGCUAUUUAAAAAAACUGCUUUGUUCUUGGCUAUCCUGUUAGCCAUUAUUAUGACUCUGACUUUACCACAUGAAAACCCCUGGAGGGUUACUGCAGGUAGAAUAAUAAUACCUGUUCAGAUCCUUAGGCAGGAACUCACUUCAAACUUUCUGAGGUAUCCCUUUAAUGUAAAGGAGGAACAAUCAAACUGCUGUAUUAGCCAAUUCUCACAAACUUGAGUUUUGCUUCCUUGCACAAAACAACCUUUUUUUUGUUUUUUUCUCCUUUUGCACGGCUCACAUCUUUCUCUGUCUGUGCCUUCUGAGGACAUUUUUCACGAUGUACUCGAUAAAGACUUUCCCAAGGUACUCUCUGGUUUCCGUCAGACAUGUUUUUGGUUUGUAAAUGUACUUGAACAGUAAUCAUUUGUAUUGAUGUGCCACUUACCACUCUUUUUAAGACUGGUAGGAAAACACCGAAUUUUCUACAGUUUUCUCAAAAGAAGAACCAGCUUGUUGCCUCGAUGUUUUGUUGGAUGUAUAGCACAAUGCUUUGUAUGGUACUUAAACUGCCGCCUGUUUUGUCAGUGUAGUGAUUUUUUUUUUUACUUGGUAGCUUUUUAAAGAAAAAAUGUUUGUUAGUUUUGUUCUGUUCACUACUUUUCACUUUGCUUUAAAUCGGCUUUUUGUAUGGUCGUGAACUGUCUUCCUAGUUCAACCGUGAGCAUUAUGAGCAAUAUUAACUUAUUCCAAAUACUGGCUCAUCAAAUUUUUUUAAUACCUGCUUGUGCCAUCCUCAGUUAGAGUAAAAUCCAAUACAACAUCAAGCUGUAAAACUGGAGUCUGGUUGCUGUUAAACCUCUAUUAGGGCUACUAAUUGGGGUAACUAUCUUUGCAAUAAAAAUGUUCAGGCUGUGA